ACUAAAAGGAAAAAGAUGGGCACGGGGGAUUUUAUCUGCAUUUCCAUGACUGGAGGGGCGCCCUGGGGGUUCAGGCUGCAAGGUGGCAAGGAGCAGAAGCAGCCCUUACAAGUUGCAAAGAUUCGAAGCCAGAGCAAAGCCUCCGGGUCUGGGCUCUGUGAGGGGGAUGAAGUGGUCUCAAUCAAUGGCAACCCUUGUGCAGACCUCACCUACCCAGAAGUCAUCAAGCUCAUGGAAAGCAUAACAGACUCUCUCCAAAUGUUCAUCAAAAGACCAUCCAGUGAAAUAAGUGAAGCUUUGAUCUCUGAAACUGAAAACAAAAACCAUGAGCAGCAUCUCACACAUGAGGGGUACGUGGAAAGUACCACCCUGCAGAUUCGGCCAGCCACCAAGACCCAGUACAGAGAGUUCUUCAUCGCCCCACUCACGAGUGGAGUUCCCCUAGCCGAGGACCAAAGAAGUGGUCCCAGUUGUUCAGAGGGUGUAAAAGAAGAAACAGGCCUGAGCUACCAAAGGGCCCCUCAAAUGCCUGACUCCCAGAAAGAACGCUUGGCAGAACAGGUCAUCCUAAGGGAGAAGGCAGAAGUGGGACGGCCAGGCCCUGUGGUUGAGCUACAGCUGUCCCUCUCCCAGGAGAGACACAAGAGCACUAGUGGCCCUGUAGUGGCUCUCCUAGGAGCUGAAAAAUCUAAGUCUCCUGACCCAGAUUCUAACUUACAACAUGAUGGGAUCGUCUACCUGAAUUCAGUCCCUACUAGCGAGAAAGCAGACCCUUCUCUGAGGUCCAGCAAGACAAUCCAGAUCUCCGGUGGCCGAGAGCUGAGAGUGAUCCAGGGAAGUGAAGCAGGAGACACGGGGCUGCCCCGGGUGGAAGUGAUCCUCGACUGCUCUGACAGGCAGAAGACAGAAGGGUGCAGGCUUCAGGCAGGAAAGGGGUGUGUGGAUUCUCCAGUGGAAGGAGGGCAGUCAGAAGCACCUCCUUCUCUGGUUUCCUUUGCCGUCUCAUCAGAAGGCACAGAGCAGGGAGAAGAUCCACGCUCGGAAAAGGAUCACAGCAGACCUCACAAGCACAGAGCACGGCACGCACGGCUCAGGAGGAGCGAAAGCCUAUCAGAAAAGCAGGUGAAAGAAGCAAAAUCUAAAUGCAAAAGCAUUGCCCUUCUUCUGACAGAUGCGCCCAACCCCAACUCCAAGGGGGUGUUGAUGUUUAAGAAGCGACGUCGGAGGGCCAGGAAAUACACCCUAGUCAGUUACGGUACUGGAGAGCUUGAGAGAGAGGCAGAGGAGGAGGAAGACGGUGACAAAGAGGAUACCUGUGAAGUUGCAUUUCUUGGCACGAGUGAAUCAGAGGUGGAUGAAGAGUUAUUGUCUGACAUUGACAACGACACACAAGUUGUGAACUUUGAUUGGGAUUCAGGACUGGUGGACAUUGAAAAGAAAUUGAACAGAGAGGACAAGAUGGAAUUGUUGCCAGACACCACAGGCAAGGGAGCCCUCAUGUUUGCCAAGAGGAGGGAGAGAAUGGAUCAGAUCACAGCCCAAAAAGAAGAGGAGAGAGUGGGUGGAAUGCCAGGCAGAGAACCAGAUGCUUCCCAGACAGAUGGCCUGAGAACCACGACUUCUUACCAAAGGAAGGAAGAAGAAUCAGCGAGACUGCAAAGCUCUGUGAGCAAAAGCUACAUUGAGGUGAGCCAUGGUCUUGGCCAUGUACCCCAACAGAAUGGCUUCAGUGGGGUGUCUGAGACAGCAGAGGCCCAGAGGAUGAUCCCUAUGAAUAGAACGGCCAAACCCUUCCCAGGGUCUGUGAACCAGCCAGCAACCCCCUUUUCCCCAACCCGAAACGUGACAAGUCCCAUCGCUGACUUUCCUGCUCCUCCACCUUAUUCUGCAGUCACUCCUCCACCUGAAGCCUUCUCCAGAGGCAUAUCAAGUCCGAUCACUGGCCCAGCACAGCCUCCUCCAUGGCCGCAGCCUGCCCCCUGGUCCCAGCCAGCCUUUUACGAUGCAUCUGAGCGCAUAGCUUCCCGGGAUGAGAGGAUCUCAGUGCCAGCAAAAAGAACAGGGAUAUUGCAGGAGGCCAAAAGGAGAAGUACAACAAAACCCAUGUUUACUUUUAAAGAGCCCAAAGUAAGCCCAAAUCCUGAACUCUUGUCACUUCUUCAAAAUUCAGAAGGCAAACGGGGCACUGGAGCUGGAGGUGAUUCUGGACCUGAAGAAGACUACCUCAGCUUAGGAGCAGAGGCUUGCAAUUUCAUGCAAAGCUCCUCUGCUAAACAAAAGACCCCACCUCCUGUUGCUCCAAAACCUGCAGUCAAGUCCUCAUCCUCCCAACCAGUAACUCCAGUUUCUCCAGUGUGGUCUCCAGGAGUGGCUCCAACCCAACCUCCUGCCUUCCCCUCCUCAAACCCAUCACAAGGCACCAUUGUUUCCUCCAUCAAAAUAGCCCAGCCUUCUUACCAUCCUUCCCGGCCGGCGAGUGCUCUGAACCUGGCUGGUCCCUUCAAAGGACCACAAGCAGCUGUAGCCAGUCAGAAUUACACACCUAAGCCAACAGCUCCCACACCAACAGUAAAUGCUGCUCACACUGGUGGAAUGAGACCAUCCAACGAGCUUCCAGGAAUGAGUGGGAAGGGAGCCCAGCUCUUCGCUAAGAGGCAGUCGAGAAUGGAGAAGUAUGUGGUAGAUUCAGACACAGUGCAGGCCCAUGCUGCUCGAGCUCAGUCUCCCACCCCAUCUCUGCCAGCCAGCUGGAAGUACUCCUCCAAUGUCCGAGCACCUCCUCCUCUGGCCUACAAUCCCAUCCACUCCCCUUCCUACCCACCGGCUGCUGUCAAGUCUCAGCCAUCAGCCCCACAGGCCUCCAGAAUGAGCAAGAAAAAGGGCAAGAAGCCCCUCAAUGCUUUGGAUGUCAUGAAGCACCAACCAUAUCAGCUCAAUGCAUCCUUGUUUACUUUCCAACCUCCAGAUGCAAAGGAUGGACUCCUGCAAAAGUCAUCAGUCAAGGUCAAUGUAGCCCCAGCCAUGAAGCAAGCUCUCCCUCCCCGGCCAGUGAAUGCUGGCUCACCCACAAAUGUGCAGGCUUCAUCGGUGUACUCAGUACCAGCCUAUACCUCUCAGCCUUCCUUCUUUGCAGAGGUCACCUCACCAGUCAGCGCAUCCCCUGUGCCUGUGGGUGUUCCAACUUCUCCAAAGCAAGAAUCAGCCUCGACAUCUUAUUUUGUGGCACCAAGGCCGAAGUUCUCAGCCAAGAAAAGUGGUGUCACGAUUCAGGUGUGGAAACCAUCUGUUGUGGAAGAGUAAUCUUGUAGCUGAAGCUGAGUGUCCACUUUGCUUGAGAUGAAUUGUUUGCAGUGUUACUUGAGUUCCCGAGAAUGCCUAGCAAGUCCUCAACUUACUUAAUUUCAGAUAUGUCACCUCCCAAUCUGGGUCCAAGGAGCGUAAUAUUUUUAAUGAGUCAAAAAUCCGACUCAGAUUGACUUAAAACAUAUUUAUCUUCUUUGCACACUUAAAAUAUGUGGGAGGACCCCAAAAUAGACAUAUGCCAUUAUAUUAAAUAAGCAGGAUACUUAGGAUUUAUGAUUUAGCUACAAGAAAGACAGUGAUCAGUGUUAGUAAACAUUAGGACACAGCCUUUAUGUAACAUAACAGCUGUGUUCCUAUGGUCAAAAAGUUCAAGUGUAGUGAAAAUGAAACAUAUAUUGACUGAGAUUUCCCUUUUACAGAGUGCUUUAUCUACUACUAGUGUUAAGAGAAUGAGAAAUCUACCAAGGACAGGGAUCAGGUCUGGUCUGUCAACAUCAGCCACCUGUUUGAUACUGCAGAAGAGGUCCUCUGAGCAUUGUUGGAAUGUACAUAGUUUAGUAAGAGGCGGGUAAGAAAGAGGGUUUCAAUAAUUAUUGAGCACUUAUAUAUGAGAUUAUUUGCCAGAUGUUUUUACACAUAUUAACUCAUUUCAGAAGACUUAUUUAAAGUAAUUGGGAUAGGGCAAGAAGGAUAUUGAUCCUUAGAGAUUGAUUCCAUCCUCCCUCCCCAGUUACUUAAGGAACUAAGUAUUUCUCCAAUUGCUUAUGAAAGCAUAAGUCUGUUUUCCACGGUGGAGGCAAGCAGCAGAGUACAGUGUAAUGAAGUAACUUAAAAGGCAGGAUGCCCAAAAGGUAUACAUGACUAUUAUUUUACCUUGAGAAGCCACAAGAUUGGGACCUGAAGGGGUACUGACUCCAGGGGCUGUUUGUGAAGCUUGAGGAACCCCGUGCAUGUGGAGACUACAGGGUGAGAACACACAAUUAUUAGCAUCAUAUUUGGGUGCCCUCACAGAUUUUUUUCUUGAGUUUGUUUUGCUUUUUGACAACUGUUUCUCCCACUUGCUAUUCUAUUCUCACACCUUCACUUUAUCAUUCAUAUUUGAUGGACCAGGAUAAUUCAGGCAAGGUUACCUGUCAAGUUAGGUUGGUCACACACCAUGUCGUCAUCCAGCUGGCUAUGAGGUUAGUAAUGUUACUGAAAGUAAACCUGAAGACCUUUCUCAGAUCUAUUUUAAGUCUGUCUGACCAACCAUGGAAAAUAUUCAACAUGAAUUAAUGUAGAGACCUAUAAAGCAUUUAUGACAGCUUCAAGGAAAACCAUGUACUCUAUGUAGGAAAUAUGUUUAGAGACUUCUCAUAAAAAUUUGCCUGAUUUGAGGGUACAUAAUACCAUUUUAAUCCACUGAAAAUACGUUAUUCCUGUUCUUUUUCUGCUGUCACUGUCAAUCUGUUAUAUUUUUCACUAUCCUAUUAAAAUAUUACUUUCUUCA
Cynocephalus volans (Philippine flying lemur) is the source of this 4792-nucleotide messenger RNA. It is a transcript of the gene SYNPO2, whose product is annotated as synaptopodin 2. Gene Ontology annotation, biological process: positive regulation of actin filament bundle assembly. NCBI's taxonomy places the organism in Eukaryota, Metazoa, Chordata, Mammalia, Dermoptera, Cynocephalidae. Gene Ontology annotation, cellular component: actin cytoskeleton; Z disc; stress fiber. Gene Ontology annotation, molecular function: actin binding. The record is from RefSeq and is a predicted model, not a curated record. The transcript is spliced from 4 exons. The coding region runs from base 16 to 3300 and encodes 1094 amino acids.